Papilio xuthus (Asian swallowtail) is the source of this 2614-nucleotide messenger RNA. RefSeq lists its product as uncharacterized. The record is from RefSeq and is a predicted model, not a curated record. Lineage: Eukaryota; Metazoa; Arthropoda; Insecta; Lepidoptera; Papilionidae. Gene Ontology annotation, biological process: DNA damage checkpoint signaling; DNA repair. The coding region runs from base 80 to 2488 and encodes 802 amino acids. The transcript is spliced from 12 exons.
GUUGUUUUUGUUUUGUUACCUGUUUAAAAUAUUUAAGCGCCAAAAUUAUUUUUGGCUAAAUGAAUGUUUAAACUCUGAGAUGUCUAAACGCGUAUAUUACCCACAACAACAAGGUGAAAGAAAAAGGGCAAAAUUAGAUGUUUCAAGAACGGAUAACCACUUAGCCCUCAGUCAAAAUAAUGAUAGAAAUAAAGACCAAAACGAAGAUAACUGGGGCGAUGAGGUUGAUGAUGAAAUACUCCUACUUGCAAGCCAGGCGUGUGAACAAGCAUACACUGAUGUAGACAGUAGUUUACCAGAUUAUAGUAUUUGUAUGAAACCUUCCUCAACUAGUACACAAAACUUUGACCCUGGACCAAGCACAUCUACUAACUCUGAUCCUUUUAAGAAACCUAUAAAUAAUCCACUCAAUUUUACGUCUGACCCUUUCAAGAAACCACAUAAUACGCCUAAUUUUAAUUCACCAAGUAUUAAAAAUAAAUGCAACUUAAUUUCAUCACCAUUACCAAACAUUUCAAGAUCUGUACAAAACACCAAUCCAAAUGUCAUAGAAGAUAUGAUAUUCAAUGAUAAAGUUCAUAAAGGUGAUACUGACUAUGUCUAUAGACAAUUACUACAGCUGCAAGAAGAAAAUUCUAAACUCAAAUCUGAGAAUGGGAAAUUGCUUGAGAAAUGCAUGACUAAAGAGGGUGAGGUUUCAAUUCUGCGGACUCAUUUAAAAACAAGUCAAGCAGCUGCUGAUAAUGCUAGAUUGGAAAAGAUUAAAGUACAAGAAAGAGUGCAAAUGGAGUGGACAGACAAGUUAGCGGUAGCCAAUAAUCAAUUACAAGAUCUGAAAACGCAACUAGAUUUUAAGAAUCUCGAAAUAACAAGUAUAAAAGAGAAAUGUAAGAUGUUAGAAUCAUCCAAAGUGAGAUUGACUCAAGUAAAUAUUCCCAAGCAUGAUAUAUCAUUAAGUCAUAGAAACAGUAUGUAUGGCAUGAGAGAUUCUCUAUCUUCAACACAAAUGGCAAGAGUAAAAACAUCUUGUAAAAAUGUACAAACAGAAUGCGGGACAUUACCAAAUAUUAUACAACUUAAUAUUGCAUAUAGACAAGAUCAAAAAAAGUUAACUCGACUCCUACCUUUAACAGUAGAAUCAUCAACAGAACAAUAUUCAUUAUUGGAAUUUAACGAAAAAUUACAAAAACCAUCUGAUAACUUAAAUAACAGAUGCAAAGUGUUUAGCUCAUUUCAUAGGAUACCUAACACUCCGUGUCCUAGAGCAGAUGUCAGAUGUAAAGUAACACUGAAUGAUGUGUACAAAGAUUUGGCUUCUAUUGCCGCUGAUGGAUCAGAUGAAGUGGAACAGAAAAUUUUAAAUAUUAUAAAAGCCGCUAAAAUAAUAUUACAAGAUGUAGAACAUACAUUAAACACAUUAGAAUUAAGAAUGACAACGGCAUUUCAGAAGGAAAUUGACGAGAAAUAUAUUGAUGCAAGCGCAAACUAUUUAGUUGUGUCCGAAGAAGAUUUGAUCUCCGGAAAGUCAUUAUAUAAAGAAGAGCAAGCUGUCACAGCAAGAAGAAUAACAUCAGUUCUGUAUCAUGUUCUAGAAGAUUCUAGAGCUGCGGGAUUAUUUAUCAGAGAAGAUAUUGAUAUAUCAAUUCACGAAGGAACACCUUUAUUAGAAAUUAUACAAAGGAUAUGCAUAUUAUUAGAUAAAACGUCUUGUGCAGUAUUAUUUAGUGGUUUCUUACAAGCGGUGAUACAAUUUCUUUAUAGAAUUUUAAUACAAUCAAAUAAAAAUAUAACAAACAAAAUAUUAAAAGUUAUAAAAACAAUAAUAGAAUCUAGACCGAUGUUGUUCGUGAGUUGUGCAUCAUUACGCGUGUUACGUGAACUGUGGUCGACAGAUACAACAGACAUGUUGUGUAGAGGCAGCACGGCUGGCAAUUUGAAGUUGGAUUAUGAUCAAGGCGUACUUUUGUAUAAGAAAGACUCGUGUUUUCUUCAAGUUUUAUUGAAACAAAUCGAAGCCGCUCUAAAAUGUAUUGAGAGGCAGAAACUAAAAGAACAAGCUGCCUCUCUCUGCACAGAUCUUCUCCUCUUUUACACAGAUUUAAACAUGCUGCAGGAUAGUCAACACAAGCCGAGUUGCGAGUGUCGGCAGACGUUGCUACAAGUGAUAGUGUUCGCGCUCAAGAUCUGCGCUGUGAUGCUGUCUGGAGACAUGGCGGAGUGUGAGAGUAGGUUGUUGUCCGUGUGUCGCGGCGGGUUGCUCGUGCUGCAGCGGUGCGCGGCGCGGGAUGAGGUGUGCCAGCUGGCGCACUGCGAGGGUCACCUGCUGCAGUACUGCCACAUCAUGCUGGCACACACACAUGAUGAACUGCAUUCUAACAUGCUGUCAGAGGUGACGUCAUCACUGCAGAGCAGCCCCGAGGAGUCUCCGCCCUCAUACCACACGGAGCCCUGGCUCAAGAGCUUUCAUACAUUCUCACUCGCCGACUGACAUCCGUUUAGUAUUUACCGUAAUAUUUAAGCCCCUUUUCCACUAGAGUACGCUACUACUGGAAAUCUUACUUACUAAUAUUAUAAACGCGAAUGUUUACAUUGAUGGAUGGAUAGAUGUUUGUUA